Messenger RNA from Manihot esculenta (cassava), 1240 nucleotides. Its product is annotated as gamma carbonic anhydrase 1, mitochondrial. The record is from RefSeq and is a predicted model, not a curated record. The coding region runs from base 145 to 960 and encodes 271 amino acids. NCBI's taxonomy places the organism in Eukaryota, Viridiplantae, Streptophyta, Magnoliopsida, Malpighiales, Euphorbiaceae. The transcript has 5 exons.
UUCUCUCACGGCCUCAGUCUCUUAAGCACACGCACACACAGCUGAAACUCGAAGAGGUCCGCAACUCCUCGACCAAGCUCAUUUCUCUUACUCACUGAAACCUCAGACGCCGGAGAUAAUCGCCCAUCAAUCCGGAGGAAGAAGAUGGGGACCCUUGGCAAAGCCAUAUACACCGUCGGAUUCUGGAUUCGCGAGACCGGUCAAGCCCUUGAUCGCCUCGGUUGCCGCCUCCAAGGCAACUACUACUUCCAAGAGCAACUGUCUAGACAUCGGACUCUUAUGAACAUAUUUGAUAAAGCCCCUGCGGUUGAUAAGGAUGCAUUUGUAGCCCCUAGUGCCUCUAUCAUUGGGGAUGUUCAAGUUGGAAGAGGAUCGUCUAUUUGGUAUGGAUGUGUCUUGAGAGGGGAUGUGAACAGAAUUAGUGUUGGAGCUGGAACUAACAUACAAGAUAAUUCCCUCGUGCAUGUGGCAAAAUCUAAUCUAAGUGGGAAGGUGCUACCAACUAUAAUUGGGGACAAUGUUACUGUAGGUCAUAGUGCUGUUUUACAUGGAUGUACUGUUGAGGAUGAAGCUUUUGUUGGUAUGGGAGCAACACUUCUUGAUGGUGUUGUUGUCGAGAAACACGGCAUGGUUGCUGCUGGAGCCCUUGUGAGACAGAACACUAGGAUUCCUGCUGGAGAGGUGUGGGGAGGCAAUCCAGCAAAGUUUUUGAGAAAGCUAACUGAUGAAGAGAUUGCCUUUAUUUCGGAGUCAGCCACCAAUUAUUCCAAUCUUGCACAGGUUCAUGCUGCUGAGAAUGCAAAGCCUUUUGAUGAGAUUGAGUUUGAGAAGGUACUCCGCAAGAAAUUUGCUCGUCGGGAUGAGGAGUAUGAUUCAAUGCUGGGUGUUGUUCGGGAAACUCCUCCUGAACUUGUACUUCCAGAUAAUGUCCUACCAGAUAAAGAACCUAAAGCAAAAUGAGCUUUUUCAUGGGAUACUGUUUAAAUUCAAAUCUUCAUAUUUGACUUUGGAGGAAUAUUUGUUGCUUUGUGCAAAUACAUUCAGAAGGGUUCACCUUCUUUCCAAAUAAUACCAGACUUGUUUAGGGUAGAAUUAUGGCGGCUUAAAAGCUUUGGGCUCUGCUCUACUUGUGGCUGUUUAGGUGUUCUAUUUGCUUCCAUGGGAGAACUAAUGCCACAAAGCCGAAUGUAUUUUGAUGUUUUUGUCUUCCUAAGAAAUUCAGUUUCAAUAUUUUCUUGCU